AAUUAUACAGCGUAUAUAUAAUGUUUAUGUAUUAAGUUACAAGUAAUUUUGAUGAUGUUUAUUAUUUGGACAUUGACCUGAAACCGUAUUUGCAUUUUUUUUCUCUUGAUCAUUGUUCAAAAGUGUCAUCUUUGGUGUCCCCAUUUGGCCGGUUGUGAGAUUAUGGAAGAUCACAUACGGAAACCCAUUGCAGCUACCAAGUGUCGAAGGAACAAAGACACUUUAUUACCGCCCUAAAAUUAAUGAUUUGCUCCUUUUUGUGCAAAUAUAAGAUACAUUUUCAGGACAUGGAUACCAGUGCUCCUUGGAUGAACUUGAUCAGUACGCAUUUAGGGAGUAAAUUAAAACACAGAUCAAGUGAAAUUAAAUCGAACAUUCAGUUUGUUGAUUUUGGACUUAAACCGGCCUUUUUAGUGGACUUUGGAGUAAGUACUUUAGAGUCUGUAGUUAACCUUGUGAGUGACUUGAAAUGCUAUAAUCUCAUUCAGAACAACUUAAAGGCCGUGGCGGUAGGAAUGGAUUAUCUUAUUAUUAAUCCAGAAGAAUUCGUCAAGCUGCACUCCGAAUCGAUGGUGGUAAAAUUUGUUGAUAUAUCGUCAACAAAUGAUACUCCGAAGAUAAUAGAAAAAAAUGAUGUUUUGGAACAUGUGAUUUCUACGUGUUUUUCUCUCGUGAUGGAAGACGGAGUAGCUACUGCGUAUAAAGGAGAUAACCAUGUAAAUCUGGCCACCGUGUUUGGUCUCCUAAUUGGGUACCCUGUUGUGUAUUGGUUUGACUCUGAGAGUCUUGAAAGUAUGGGGAAUCUACAAGUCGUCCAACACGUGGAAGUCCUCGGCAGAAGGACAGACACACAGACAAAUGUUAUUUACUCAUUCAGCUUCCCGGACUGUCUUGGUGCCUUGGAGGAACACGUAAAUAAAUGGUUCCAAAGCUGGAGAGAAAAUAGGAAAUGGAAACAAAUGUUUGAAACAGUUUCUCUAAAGUAUGAAAGAAAAACACUUGUUUCAUUUGUAUUGUAGGCUUAUUUUAUAGACAUAAACUAAAAUGUGUUUGUCUGGUAUUUUGGAUGGUAUUAGUUGUGUGAAACACAGUACAGGUAGACAGCGGCGUCAUGGAGGGCCUCUGGUGUGUAGUAGUGAAGCAGACGUUGUUUCCACAC
Molecule: messenger RNA, 1159 nt
Organism: Saccostrea echinata
Lineage: Eukaryota; Metazoa; Mollusca; Bivalvia; Ostreida; Ostreidae
Product: UPF0739 protein C1orf74 homolog
Exons: 2
Coding region: 243-1019 (258 amino acids)
Source: RefSeq, a predicted model, not a curated record